AAACUAAGGCUUUGGUCGUGGUUCUCUUGUCCUCCUGUGAUAUAUUUACCGUUACAAAUUUGAAACAGAGGAAAGGGAGCAGAGAACCACACUUUUAUCGGAGGAGCUUCGAAAAAUAUCGAUGGCCGCCGCGGCAAACAUUUGUAAUCUCAGCGUGCAAGAAACCAUUCAUGGUGAGUUGUACAUGUACAACCUUCCCGCUUUUGAUUUUCGAAAAUCCAUUUGCGACAAAAGGACGUGUAGGCACAAGGAGUUAUACGACCAAAAUAGGGAACCUGAAAAAUCGCAUAUCAUUUAACUUGCGAAAUUAUUUUGACGGCGAAACACAAACAUCGACUUUUCUCUCUAAACAUCAAACGUAUUACUAGAUUUCUCGACUGAGAAGCUCAUAGUUAAUUUGUUAAAGGGAAAUUUGAAGGCCUUUCGUUCAAUGAUCGAACUUUCCUAAUAUUUGCCUUUUCGGAGACCGCUUGCAAAGUAUAUUGACAGUACUGACAGUAUAUAGCAAUACAGUUAUAGUCGCGUGAUCGUUUUCAGUUUCAAACCGGAACCACCACAAGUGUGAAAUGACCAUAAUCAAAUAAAUCCAAAUGUAUUUGUUUUUGGGGGGUUAUCAUUACCCUAUCUCCGACUCCCUGCUAAAAUUACGCCGUUUUCUCGUUUUUCCUCGAUUUUAAAGUCCUUUCUAUGAUAAAAACUAGAGAGCUUUCGUAGAAAAAUAAUAUAUAUCUCACGAAUUUAUGAAUACAGUGCGCUCAUCGAUGGCAAAUACGAUAUUCAGAUUAUGUGGUUUCGCAUGUUCAGGCGGGUACUUUUAAUUAUCUUAGCGCGAGUGAUGAUCAAAAACAAAGUGAAAAUUAAAGACAUGCAUCUAGCUGGAACGACACGGGACAAUUCAAGUUUUUGAAACCAAGAAAAAAUAAAUGAAAACUGCCUUCAAGCCCAAGGCAGUUUUCAAUUACUUCACCGUCUUCAUUGUCAACAGCGUACGGAGGGCUGGGGGGGUGGGGUGGGUAUUCUACUGACUUGUUUAAUUUUAAAUAAUCUCUCCAGUGUCCAUAUACCUUUAUUUGCUUUUCGCGUUUUCCUUGUUUUCAGUUUGAAUGGAGUACCUCUUUAAUCGAUUUUCUUUCAUGUGGCACACAAGGCAUUUUUCUAAAAAUAUAUAUUUUUAAAACAUUUGCAAUGCAAUUAGUUGAUGACUCGUCGGGGAUUCCCCUAAUAGUGACAUAUCUAGUUUCCAGUCUCCUUUGGGGCUGCUCCUGUCGUCUUAAAACAAAAAAAAUAAAUCGUCUUAACUGUCUUAACUUGAUGUUAUUUUUAUACACGUGUUGGACUCUUUUGAAAAGCGUCGCCCCGUCCAUAUUUUUCAGUACUCCUUGCUCGGGUUGUAAUAAUUUAUCACUACUGGGGAGCUUUAAUCCAACCAUAACCAAAACGACAGCAAGGCCGUCAAAAAGGGUCACACUUUUUGGACAUUACCCGACAACGUGAUACGACGUAAUACCACCUUUUGCGGAGAAAGUAAACAAACGAUGAAAAAUUUCUCUUUCUCAUUCUACUGCUGAACUUGGAUGCAGUGUCACAGACAUCAACUCCCAGAAAAUAUUCCUAUUUUUAACAAAUUGAGGGUGCUGGAAUAAUCGCCAUCUGGUUUGAAAGAACGCGAAUCACUUUAUCGGUGACACUUAGGCCCAGUUCAGACGUCGUGCUUCUGCCGUGCACAAAAGCACGGCAGAAGCACGGCAGAGCCAAGAUCUGGGACGUUUUAAGGAGCGAUUUUAGACCUCAAAACUCACUGUUUAGUGACGUAAUGGUGUCCCUGAACAGUCACGUGACAUACGUUUGUCUAGGCGAAAGAACACCGAAAGCGAUCGAUAUUACACGCGAAAGACGCGACCAUGUAGACAAACGCUUUGGCCGUGUUUCUCUUGUCCUCCUCCGAUAGAUUUACCGUUACAACUUUGAAACAGAGGAAAGGGAGCAGAGAACCAUACUUUUAUCGGAAGAGCUUCGAAAAAUAUCGAUGGCCGCCGCGGUAAACAUUUGUAAUCUCAGCGUGCAAGACACCAUUCAUGGUGAGUUGUACAUGUACAACGUUCCCGCUUUAGAUUUUCGAAAAUCCAUUGGCGACAAAAGAACCUGUAGGCACAAGGAGUUAUACGAGCAAAAUAGGGAACCUGAAAUAUCGCAUACAAUUUAACUCGCGAAAUUAUUUUGACGGCGAAACCGCCUAAGUACAAGUGUUCUUGUCAACACAAACAUCGACUUUUCUCUCUAAACUUCAAACGUAUUACUAGAUUUCCGACUGAGAAACUCAUGGUUAAUUUGCCAAGGAGAAAUUAGAAGGCCUUUCGUUCAAUGAUCGAACUUUCCUAAUAUUUUACUGACCUCUUCGGAGACCCGUUGCAAAGUAUAUUGUUAGUACUGAGUACAGUUAUAGUCGCGUGAUCGUUUUCAGUUUCAAACCGGAACCACUGCAAGUGUGAAAUGACCAUAAUCAGAUAAAUCCAAAUGUAUUUGCUUUUUGGGGGUUAUCAUUACCCUAUCUCUGACUCUGUACUAAAAUUACGCCGUUUUCUCGUUUUUCCUCGAUUUUAAAGUCCUUUCUAUGAUAAAAACUAGAGAGUUUUCGUAGAAAAAUAAUAUAAUAUAUCUCACGAAUUUAUGAUUACAGUGCGUUCAUCGAUCGCAAAUACGAUAUUCAGAUUAUGUGGUUUCGCAUGCUUAGGCGGGUACUUUUAAUUAUCUUAGCGCGAGUGAUGAUCAAAAACAAAGUGAAAAUUAAAGACAUGCUGGAAUAACACGGGACAAUUCAAAUUUUUGAAACCAACAAAAAAAUAAAUGAAAACUGCGUUCAAGCCCACGGCAAUUUUCAAUUACUUCACCGUUUUUAUUGUCAACAGAGUUCGGAGGGCAGGGGAGGCCAUUCUACGGACUUGUAUAUAAUUAAAUAAUCUCUCCGAUGUCCAUAUACCUUUUUUUAUUUUCGGUUUUCCUUGUUUUUAGUUUGAAAGGAGUACUAGUACCUCUUGAAUUGAUUUUCUUUCAUGUUGAACACAAGCCAUUUUUCUAAAAAUAUGAAUUUGUAAAACAUUUGCAAUGCAAUUAAUUAAGUUGAUGACAUGUCGGGGAUUCCCCUAAUAGGGACAUAAUCUAGUUUCGAGUCUCUUUUGCGAGCUAAAAAUAAAUCAUCUUAAAUUCUCUAUUUUCCAAUUUCCCAUAAUACACUCUGUUUGCCCCCCAAAUUUUGAAAAACCAUUGUUUUUAAAUGCUCCUGGGAGUAUUGCAUUUUCCCAAGAGCAUUUUAAGACAAUAAGUUAUGCGAAAUUUGGGGGGCAGACAGGGUGUAUUAUGGGGAAUUGGAAAAUAGUCAAUUGAUGUUAUUUUUAUACACGUAAUGGACUCUUUUGAAAAGCGUCGCCCCGUCCACAUUUUUCCGCACUCCUUGCUCGGGUUGUAAUAAUUUAUCACUAGAAGGGAGCUUUGAACAUCACCUGACAAUGUGAUACGACGUAAUACCACCUUUAACGGAGAACGUAAACAAAACAAUGAAAAAUUUAUAUUUCUCAUUCUACUGCUGAACUUGGAUGGAUGCAGGGCCAAAGACAUCAACUCCCAAAUUGAGCGUGUUGGAAUAAUCGCCGUAUAGGUUUGAAAGAACGCGAAUCACUAUAUCGGUGACGCUUCGGUUGCCGUCGCUACGGUGGUAAACUGAUCCACCAUUUUAUUGUUGUUUUCUUGUUUUAUAUUUUUCCUCUUGCUCGCCCUGCCGUAAGGAUCAGUUUACUGCCUUUUUUUUUUUUAAAUUUGAUACUGGAGAUUUUAGUGAUCCAGGUCUAUGCAAGAUCCGCUGACCACACUGAUUUGUCGCUGUGGUUUUACCUGUAGUGUUUUCACUCACGUGGCCAGCAUCCAUUCAAAUUUAUUGGAACAAAAGAAAGCGUUUGCAUAAGAAAAGAGUUCAACUCCCAGAGGAUUGGUUUGGGACACCAACAUGGCCGCCGAUUCAUUGUUUUGGGACGCCAAUAUGGCCGCCGUGACGUCAUAUGAAAACACCUUAUAUUUAAUUUUUUUUUGCUUACAAUAGACCUUUUGACGGUUUUUUUCAACUUUUUUAUGGACCAGUUUGGGAAAAUCCGUCGACAUCACUGAAAAGAGCUCCUUAAAAUUAGUAAAAUUGCCAAAUUUGAAAGUGAUACGUCACUAGCGAGCGAAAAUAUAGAGCGUUUUCACUCACGUGACCAGCGUCUAUGCAAAUUUAUGGGAACAGAAGAAAGUGUUUACAUAAGAAAAGAGAUCAACUCCCACAAGAUUGAUUUGGAACACCAAUAUGGCCGCCGUGACGUCACGUGAUAACGCUCUAUAGUUUCGAAAAGUUGCGUAAUUUUACAGACGUUACAAACGUCUGUAAAAUUACGCAACUUUGAGGAGCUGUAUCUUCAUUAGUUUUCAACAAAUCACUUUCAUACGAUGGCGAUUUUAUUAAUUUUAAGGUGCUCUUUUCUGUGUUGUCGACGGAUUUUCCCGAACUUGUCCGUGUCAAAAGUUGAAAAAUCCCGUGAAAAGGUCUAUCCCUUUUGUUCCUUUUACUACAUGCGAGGAUAAUUGCAAAGAUGGGGCGAGCAAUGGUGUUAAAUUUAACAUCUUCUGUCUAUUUUACUUUUAAAAGCCCCUCAUUCAACAACAACUACGUUCAGGCCAAAAAGCGCCCGUAUCGAGAUUCUACACCAAUGCAGACAGCUGUCAGACGGCAUUCGUUUUAGCCAAUCAAAUGGAUAUCCCGUACAUCCGUACGUGACAUUAUCCCCUUACCCCUUCCUGGUGGUGCAGUUUGUUGUUGCGGUCAAGGACGAAGAAACGAAAGAAAUCUGGGAAUGUAAUGCGACACCAGACUUCCAUCAGAUUCAUAUCACGGUAGGAAACGCUUAAACAUAGGGAACCCACACAAUCGGUUCGAGUAACUGUUUCAAGCUUCAUGUAAAUGUCGGGUUUUACUGUUAUUAUUUACCAGAUAUGUUAAUCGCUUAAUACUGAGCAUUUUGAGCUGUUUAAAGUGUAGCGACGAAGUCUACAAAGUAUUUUGCAUAUCUUUGGUACAUCGUUGUCGACCAUGCGAAUCUGAGCGAUUUUGUGUUCGCUUGGUUUAAAACAUGCAAAUCACUUAAAUUUUCAAUUUGGAAGCAAAAGAACGAAAAUCCAGUACGUUAAGAUACUUCCACGUUUCUUUAGUAUCCAUACAAAUUUUACGCGAUUCUUUAUGGGCACAAAGAUAGUGAAGCUCGCACUGAUAAUGAAACGACCAUUACAUGAACUGUUAAAAGCAAGCAUGGUCUUUUUGGAUGCGUCACUACUUUGGACCAUCAAACUAACCCUCCCCCUCCUCUCCUCUCCCCUUGCCCUCCCCUCCCCAAUCCUGCCUUAACAGGUUUAUCUGAGCAAAACAACAACUCUGCGCGUGCAUCACGCUUUUUUGUACAUUUCUUAGCCGUCCCUGCACAACUACCGUCGGUUGCAUCUAAGCGUGGACACGAGAUAAAAAAAACAUGUUCUAUUAGGGACGGACCAUUAGAAAACUUAUCGGGGGGGGGGGGGGGGGGGGGGAAACUACAAAGAAAUCAGAAAUACACGGAAUGUAGGGACUAGUAUGAGUAAGAUUUCCUGGGGCGAGAGGCGGGCGAGGGAGAAGUACAAAAAAAAUUUUGCGAAAGGGAAAACUAAAUGAAAAAAAAUUCUUGCACGCCAAUUAACCCUAAAAAAUAUUCAUGCUAUGGCCUAAAAAAAAUUCAUACAAGGAAUUUGAUAGCGAAAAAAAAUUCCUGCGGCUCGAAAAUUCCCCUCCCCCCCCCCCAUAACUUUUCUAAUGGUCCGUCCCUUAGAGUGCCAGACAUGACGUGUUUUGCCGCCAAACAUUUGAAGUUUGACAGCCGUUAAAGCAAACUGUCACGCCAAAGGUAAGUUGUUUAUGUUUUUGAUCAGUGAGUUCCGCUCAUAUUUCAUUUUUCUCAACUUUCAGGCAUAUUUCUCGCUCAGAAACAGCACACUUGCCGCCAGAAAUUAUUCUUGACGUCUAAAAAUUCGUGCAAAGAAUAUUUCGAUGAGCGACAACAAAUCAAGUCGACAAAAGCCGCUUACUUCCAACUUCACAUGUUUGGCGGCAAAACAUGUCAUGUUUGCACCCAGUUCGAACAUGUUUUUUCCUCAUGUGUACACGCUUUGAUGCAACCGACGGUACGACGUGAGAUGACCAAAUUUUGAGUUGAUUUGAGAAUGGGAAUGGCAAGGCGAUAAAUAUUACUAUAUCUUUCUCUGAACUCGAACGCGAUCUCCUCUGUUCAGUUAUAACCCAACAUCCCAACUUUCAAGUCACUGAGUGACUUGGUUUAAAUGGGGAAAAGUUUCAAAGGGCGCAAAGUCUAUUUUUCAGCGACGUUUUCAUUAGUGUCGCCUUUGUCGGAUCGUAAAGUCCCUAUUGUCAAAAGGGCACUGUACUUGACAAUAAACGGAUAUGAAUUAUUUGUAAUAAAAUUAAAAUAACUUUGUUUUUUUUCUGUUCUACAGAGGGAUAGAAUAUUCAGUAUUGUGCCGGAACUAAGUGAGCCUUGCUGCUCUGUGUUGGCACACAGCGUUGACUGCAGGAAUGAGCCACUUCCACCAUAUGCUGGAAAUCUAGUAUUUAUGCUGCCUGUGAAACAUGAGAUGCCCUGUCACUACGCUGUUAGAAUCAAGCUGUGCAAAGGAGUAGACCCUCGUGAUUGGCAAGGUACUCUUAACGCAAGCAAAUACGUAUUUAUAAAUCAGCGGUCAUGAUAUCUCAAGAAGACUGAUCAAUACGUUGUAAAACUUUCCAAAGAGCCAGCUUUCCUUUGAAAAUGACGCAGUGCAAUUAUAGCAGCACAGUCUUUACCAGGGGGAGAACUUGGUGCCAUGUGAGAAAAAGGGCGUUCCUGAUUGGUGAGCAGUUCGUUAGAACAUUUGGGCCAAACCACUAAGAGCUUAGUUCCCCUUCGUUCUAGCCUCGGGCUCACUACCAAAUUACCAUACAGUGGAAUGGCCUCAAGAAAGAAAGUGUUGUAAAAUGUGUUGGGUUGUUUUUCCUAUUUGUUCAUUACACCAGCAGGCGAAAUUUGGAUCGUUUUAAAGCAAAUCCUGCCGAUGAGUACGAGCCAUAAGCUAAGCUACGUAAGCUACAAAUAUCUCUGUAUCGUUUGUACCAGUUGCAAUAGUAUUUGUUUUUGUUGUUUCUCUAGUUUUGGAUGAGUAUCAGUUCUUCAUUGAAUCACACAAAAGAGGCUCCAAACUGUACGACUUUCAGAGCGGAAGAACAAUCACAGAAGUGGAAAAGCCAGUGCCCAAAAUUCAGAUGCAAGGUAUACGGCAGUCCCCUCUUUUGGGCCUCUUUUGGAACCAGAUCUCAUCGACUGAAACCAGUGGUUUCAGUAAAACUAUGGGUCUGGUGUAGUAUUCUUCUCUUUACUUACUUUCCAUGUACGCAAUCACCACUAUUUAAAUUUUGGAACUGUACUUUCAACAAAGAGCAGAUUGAAAAGCGCAGAGCCUUAAGGGAAGAAAAGUUUCACGCGUGACUUAAUAGACCAUCGUAUCCAACCCACUCUCGACCCGAAGUUGCACGAAUUACCCCAUUCUUAACCGCCCCCACCCCCACUACGUCCUCGCAAAAAAUUAUAUAAUGUAGCAAUUCAACAUACAUAUUUUCUUAUUAGGUGUUCUCGCUGGCGAAAUGGGCAAAGCCAUCAGGAUGCAUUUUCAAAACCUCGGCGAUAACGGUUUGUAUAAACCAUUUUAAACUUGUUUUGUAUAAGGGCGUUUUUCUGGGGAAGGCGAUUAUAUGUAGCAUGAACUUUGGUAAGAAAUGAUAGACGUGUCAGAAACACUUGUAUUAAAAACGGCUGAGACCAGAAUAGAUAAAAUACUAAAGGGGAUCACCCCUAUGCACUAUGUAUUACAACACUCACCCCUAUGGACUAUGCAUUACAAUACUUUGUAGUCCUAUCAUACUACUUUUCUGGAAUUAAAGAAAAACAUCACUUCAAUUUUUUAGGUAGGUACAAUCAGUUCCUGAGAGAUCGAAGCAAACUUGUUGCCCAGGUGAACGGAAAAGUCAAGUAUCAGGAUCUACUGUCAGCUGUUUUACUCGAGGUAAAAGUGUAAGUCGAGGCAAUGGGUGAUUUUAAAAAAAUCUGGAUUGGGAGGUUGGGUUUAGAUAACAACUGACAUACUGCUUCACGCGUUUGAUAUAUCUAAGUGUCUGGAUAUCACAUUAGUAUUAGGUGCUUUUUUGUGUUUGGAUAUCAGAUGAAGCACUCAUUCAUGUGUUUAAUAUAUCACUUCUCCAUGUUUUGAUUUUAAAUGAAAAACCCCAUCUCGUGCUCGAUAGAAUAAUUCUCGGUAUUUGGUUAUCAGAUGAAACACUCGUUCUCGUCUUUGACAUUUUACUCCUCGGUGUUUGAUAUCAGAUGAAAAACCUCAUUUCGUGUUUGAUUGAAUAAUAUUCGGAGUUUGUAUAUCCAAUGAAACACUCAUUCUCCUGCUUGAUAUUACAUAACUUUUCGGUGUUUGGAUAUCGAAUGAGACACUCCUUAACGUGUUUGACUGAAUAAAACUCGGGGCUUGGAUAUCAGAUGAAACACUAAUUCCAGUUUUAAAUAUUUUACUUCUCGGUGCUUGGAGAUCAAAUAAAACACCCCAUCCCGUGUUUGAUUUAACAAUACUCGGGGUUUGGAUAUCCGAUGAAACACUCAUUUUCUUGUUUGAUACAAUAAUUCUCGGGGUUUCAUCAAAUGAUUAUUGGGUGCUUCUCGGUGUUUGGAGAUCUACUAGUAAUACUGAACCCUGCUCGUGUUUUCUUUCCUCAAGGAAGCAAUCAUUUAUUUUGGGCAAAACAAAAUGGAGGAUUGUCUGGAAAAAUGUUGGGAGGUCCACGCUCGAGCAAUGCGUCAUAAUUCAGGAAACUGGCCAUUUCUCAUGACGAAAGCUUUUUACAUAAUCUCUGCUGUGUACCGGCAAAGAAAAGAAUUCGACAAAGCCGACGAAUUUAUGGAAAGAUCCUCUGAGGUAAUUAACUUCAAAAAAAGCGUUUUCAGUUCGUUUUUCCUGUGUAAAAUUUUUUCAGGUUAAUGCACGAAUUAGCUGAAUAACUACUCGCACCCACCAGAUCGUCAAACCUCGGAUGAGGUUUGGCAUGUUUUAAGAUAAAGGUAAAGGUAAAGAGUCUUUAUAUUAUAAAUGUUUUGGAAAUUGUAAUUUGUUUACCCACGGAGCCCUUAGGAGUUCAUGAGAACUCGUUGAAACGUGUCCGUGCGUUCCACAUCGAAUUGGAACAACAACAAACUAAACCCACAUAUGGCGUCGACGCUAGGAUUCGAACCCGGGCCACAUUGGUGGGAGGCGAGUGCUCUCAGCACUGCGCCACCCUUGCACCCUUAUUUCUUCCGAGCCGCCUGUGUCGCUGGCUGGAAAAACAUCUUUCUCGGGGUUUGCGUUUUCUUAAAACCAACACUGCUCUUUAAUUUGUCUGUAGUGCUUGGAGCCUGCUUCCUUGAGUGAAGAAACCGCUGUUAACAGAUACAACGCGGCUGCCUUAAUGGCGGAAAAAUCAGCUACAUUUGACCUGACACCUGAAGAAGAACGGGAAGUGGAGAGACUCUUUGAAGAGGUGGCGGGAAUUUGGUCGCAGCAGAGAGAAAAUGAAACACUGAGAUGUGUCAUAAGGAGCUACAACAGAAUGAUCACGUACUUUUUGAAGACAUCUCGCUCGGCUUUUCCAGAUCUGAGGUUCGUACCAUUGGGCUUUCAUUAAAAACACCAAACUAAAACACACCGUUCUAUACUGGCUUCUCGCCCUCAGAAUAAAUGCUCUCCUUGUCUGCAAUAGCCUGUUCCAGGCUUCAAGAAAGCGGGGAAAGACGAUCGAAAAAAAAAAAAAAAGCGUGGGGACUCUGAGAUUCUGGCACAGACUUACACGCCUAAAUAUCCUUUGCUUGAGAGAAACGUUGCAUCUUCUGACCAAUGAUUGACGAAUUUCACAGUUGCACAUGAAACGAAAUUUUUUUGUCUUUGUAGGAAACUUGUCACUGAGACGAAACUUGCCAAAGCUGAUGAAGCCAUUCAGAAGUUCGAGAAAAACCUACUUCCCCAUUCUCCCAAGAGGUUGGAAGCCACAUUCCUCAUAGGUAAAGCUGACUACUACAUUCGUCGAGCUACGAGGGAAAGGAUGGAUAUAACGCAACAGCAGAGAGCUACAGAUUUUCAAAAAGGUACACUUUACAUUUAUUUGCCUGUGAUGGGCUUUAAAGGAGUCCGUUUCACAUCUUAUAUUAAUAGGGAAGGGAAUUAUAGGCACUUGCAACUGCCCUGGUAUUUGGUGGUUUUUGCUAAAGGCAGCCACAACUGAUCACGUUGUCUGGUGAAGUCAGAGUGGAUUUGGUGGGCGCGCCCAAAUUACUCAGUAAGUAAGAAGGUGCUAUUUCAUUGAUACACCGGGAGGUUGAGCGCUUGUAGAUUUCGCCAGCCGAAAACAGUAGACAGUUCUUCAGACUCGACAGCACGGCUGUCGAUUAUAAAUGCAGAACGGCGAUUAAGUUUGUUUAAGUAGGAUUUACUACCCUGGCGACAGCUAUACAACUGUCCCAAACGACAAAUUAAAAUAAAGGCAUGCAGUACCAUCGUGUUAUAUAAUGUAAUACAAGCAGACUUUGGUAGACCGUUUCGAGCGCGACGCCAUAAUGCUAAUUUAGAACUGAGGCAGAUCCUUUCACCCAUUGAACUACAUGCUCUUUCCAAGAAACGUUUCACCCGUAAUUGCACCAAGGUUAUUUAUAAGUUUAACACUGUAUAUACAAUUACAGAAUCUCUACUUUGUCAGACGAGUACCAUAUAACAAGUAGUAGCCCUUGUCAUGAAAGUACCCGAUUCACGGAUGGUGAGGUGCCCCAUUGAAUCGAUGGCCUUUUUGAUAUCAUUUCGCAUUCUUCUCAUCUAUAUAGCCACUACAGUCCUUGAAGAGGCAAUGCGAAUAUCCCAGCAACUCAAAAUGGAGAAGGAGAUAGAUGGGAUACAAGACCGAAAUGUAACCAUUCAAAAUCUCACUCGGAAUGGUUUAGAUUGGUUCAAUGAGCGACCCCCGCAGAACCCGCCAACUUCCCGUGGCCCUCAGGAAGUGAACACCGAUGAUCUGGAUGAUCUACUACAGAACAUGUUCAGUCAAGAAAUCGAGUAA
Porites evermanni is the source of this 11239-nucleotide messenger RNA. The record is from the annotation of a GenBank genome assembly. Lineage: Eukaryota; Metazoa; Cnidaria; Anthozoa; Scleractinia; Poritidae.